Sorex araneus (European shrew) is the source of this 7220-nucleotide messenger RNA. RefSeq names its product PR/SET domain 2 (gene PRDM2). The transcript has 10 exons. Gene Ontology annotation, biological process: regulation of transcription by RNA polymerase II. Bases 143 to 5254 code for a protein of 1703 amino acids. NCBI's taxonomy places the organism in Eukaryota, Metazoa, Chordata, Mammalia, Eulipotyphla, Soricidae. Gene Ontology annotation, molecular function: DNA-binding transcription factor activity, RNA polymerase II-specific; RNA polymerase II transcription regulatory region sequence-specific DNA binding; histone methyltransferase activity. The record is from RefSeq and is a predicted model, not a curated record. Gene Ontology annotation, cellular component: nucleus.
CCGCGGGCGCCGGGGCGGACGGAGCGGCGGCGGCGGCGGCUCUCGGCGCUCUGAGCGGCGCGGCGCGGCGGGCACAGGGCUCAUGUAAUCAAAGAAGUUUCUUUGUUGUGUGUAUCUUUUCAGAACACAACAGGAAUUGAAAAUGAAUCAGAACACUGCUGAACCUGUGGCAGCCCCUGAAACUCUGGCUGAGGUACCUGAACAUGUGCUUCGAGGACUCCCAGAGGAAGUGAGGCUUUUCCCAUCUGCUGUUGACAAGACCCGGAUUGGUGUCUGGGCCACUAAACCAAUUGUAAAAGGCAAAAAGUUUGGGCCAUUUGUUGGUGAUAAGAAAAAAAGAUCUCAGGUUAAGAAUAAUGUUUACAUGUGGGAGGUAUAUUACCCAAAUUUGGGAUGGAUGUGCAUUGAUGCCACCGAUCCAGAGAAGGGGAACUGGCUGCGAUAUGUGAAUUGGGCUUGCUCAGGAGAAGAGCAAAAUCUAUUUCCACUGGAAAUCAACAGGGCCAUUUACUAUAAAACUUUAAAGCCAAUCGCGCCGGGCGAGGAGCUCUUGGUCUGGUACAAUGGGGAAGACAACCCCGAGAUAGCAGCUGCGAUUGAGGAAGAGCGAGCCAGCGCCCGGAGCAAGCGGAGCUCGCCCAAAAGCCGGAAAGGGAAGAGAAAAUCCCAGGAAAACAAAAACAAAGUAAACAAGACGGAAGACAUAGAGCUGAAGACAAGUGAGCCAUAUUCUACCUCUGCGAAUAUGAGAGAUUCUGCAGAAGGUCCAAAAGAGGAGGAGGAAAAGCCUGCAGCUUCAGCAGCUGGGCAAACAGCAGUUCCGCAAGAGGUGGUUAAUCAGGAUGUGCUUCCAGAGCCGGUAAUCCCUCCCCCAGCCUGUGAAUCACAGACAGAACCAGAAGAGAAGCUUGAAGCCACAAACUGUGAGGUGAAUGAUUUGGAGGAAGAAGAAGAGGAAGAGGAGGAGGAAGAAGAUGAAUUGGAAGAAGAGGGGGAAGAUGAAGCAGAUACACCAAAUGGCAGUUCUGUGAAAGAGCCAGAAAUACGUUGCGAUGAAAAACUAGAAGACUUACUAGAAGAACCAAAAAUUACUUCAAACGAAAUUCUUGAAGACUCUCCAGAAGUACCACCUGCUAUCAAAAUUCCCAAAACUAAAGAAGAGGCUAAUGGUGAUGUAUUUGAGACAUUUAUGUUUCCAUGUCAACAUUGUGAAAGAAAGUUUACAACCAAACAGGGACUAGAACGUCACAUGCACAUCCAUAUAUCUACCAUCAAUCAUGCUUUUAAAUGCAAGUACUGUGGGAAAGCAUUUGGCACACAAAUUAACCGGAGGAGGCAUGAGCGUCGUCAUGAAGCAGGCCUAAAGCGAAAGCCCAGCCUAACACUACAGUCAUCGGAAGACCCAGCUGAUGGCAAAGUAUCUGGAGACAGUGGUACUCCAAAAAGUGAUUCAAAUCCUAAUCUUGGGCAAGACUGUCUGAUCUUGAGUUCAGAGAAAGCAUCCCAAGAAACGGUAAAUUCUUCUGUUGUAGAAGAGAAUGGAGAAGUUAAAGAGCUUCAUCCAUGCAAAUACUGUAAAAAGGUGUUUGGGACUCAUACUAAUAUGAGACGGCAUCAGCGUCGAGUUCAUGAGCGUCAUCUGAUCCCCAAAGGUGUAAGACGAAAAGGAGGCCUCCUGGAAGAGCCACAGCCUCCUGUGGAGCAGGCCCAGCCUUCCCAAAAUGUCUACGUACCAAGCACAGAACCAGAGGAGGAAGGGGAGGCAGAUGACGUGUAUAUCAUGGAUAUUUCUAGCAAUAUCUCUGAAAACUUAAAUUACUAUAUUGAUGGUAAAAUUCAAACUAGCAGCAGCACUAGUAACUGUGAUGUGAUUGAGAUGGAAUCCAACUCCGCAGACCUAUAUGGUAUCAAUUGCCUACUUACCCCAGUGACCGUGGAAAUUACUCCAGGUAUAAAGACCACACAAGUUCCUAUAGUAGAUGAUCCUUCUAAAGAGCCUUCUAGUAGCACAAACAGUGAGUCCAAGAAAAGGAGAACUGCUAGUCCUCCGGUGUUACCCCAAAUUAAAGCUGAAGCAGAGUCUGAUCCUGUAACACCCUCUUGCUCCAUAAGUCUUCCUCUUAGCAUAUCAACAACGGAGGCAGUAUCUUUCCACAAAGAGAAAAGUGUGUAUCUUUCGUCAAAGCUCAAACAGCUUCUUCAAACCCAGGAUAAGCUAACUCCUCCUGCAGGGAUUUCAGCAACGGAAAUGCCUAAAUUAGGUCCUGUAUGUGUGUCAGCACCUGCAUCCAUGCUGCCUGUGACCUCCAGUAGGUUUAAGCGACGGACCAGCUCUCCUCCCAGUUCUCCACAGCAUAGUCCUGCCCUUCGGGACUUUGGGAAGCAAAAUGAUGGUAAAGCAGUGUGGACUGAGGCGGUUCUGAGUUCCAAAAAACCCAAGUUAGAAAGUCAUAGCAGCUCACCGGCAUGGAGUUUGUCUGGGAGAGAGGAGAGAGAAACUGUGAGCCCCCCAUGCUUUGAUGAAUAUAAAGUGUCUAAAGAGUGGGCAGCCAGUUCUACUUUUAGCAAUGUCUGCAACCAACAGCCCCUGGAUUUAUCCAGUGGUGUAAAACAGAAAGCUGAGGGUGCAGGCAAGACUCCCGUCCAAUGGGAAUCUGUAUUAGAUCUCAGUGUGCAUAAAAAACCUUGUAGCGAUUCUGAAGGAAAGGAAUUUAAAGAAAAUCAUUUGGUGCAGCCACCCUGCAGCGCUGUAAAGAAAAAGAAACCAACCACCUGCAUGCUGCAGAAGGUUCUUCUCAACGAAUAUAAUGGCAUUGACUUACCUGCAGAAAAUACUCCGGAUGUGACUAGGAGCCCGAGUCCUUGUAAAUCGCUAGAUCCACAACCAGAGGCUGCUGUUAGUGUUGACACUACUUUACCUGCCCCUACUGUUCCAUCCCCGCCCGAUGUUUCUCCCUCAUCAACUACCUUGCAGACAUCUUCCCUCUCUUCUGGGCAGCUGCCUCCUCUCUUGAUCCCAACAAAUCCCUCCUCCCCUCCUCCCUGCCCUCCAGUAUUAACUGUUGCCACACCACCACCUCCUCUCCUCCCUACUGUACCUCUACCUGCUUCCUCUUCUAGUGCCUCUCCUCAGCCGUGCCCCUCGCCUCUCUCAAAUGCCACUGCACAAUCUCCACUUCCAAUUCUCUCCCCUACAGUGUCUCCCUCGCCAUCUCCCAUUCCUUCUGUGGAGCCACUGUUGUCUGCUACUUCACCAGGACCUCCCACACUUUCUUCAUCAUCCUCAUCUUCCUCCUCUUCAUUUUCUUCUUCCUCCUCUUCCCCUUCACCACCACCUCUCUCAGCAGUGUCAUCUGUUGUUUCCUCUGGGGAUAAUCUAGAAGCUUCUCUGCCCGUGAUAUCUUUCAAACAGGAAGAGUUGGAGAAUGAAGAUCUGAAACCCAGGGAAGAACCUCAGCCUGCAGCUGAGCAGGACAUUGUUCAGGAAACGUUCAACAAAAGCUUUGUCUGCAAUGUCUGCGAAUCACCUUUUCUUUCCAUUAAAGAUCUAACCAAACAUUUAUCAGUUCAUGCUGAAGAAUGGCCCUUCAAAUGUGAAUUCUGUGUGCAGCUCUUUAAGGCUAAAACUGCUCUGUCAGAACAUCGGUUUUUGCUUCACGGCGUUGGGAAUAUCUUUGUGUGUUCAGUUUGUAAAAAAGAAUUUGCAUUUUUGUGCAAUUUGCAGCAGCACCAGCGAGAUCUCCAUCCGGACAAGGUGUGCACACAUCACGAGUUUGAAAGCGGCACCCUGAGGCCCCAGAACUUCACAGAUCCCACCAAAGCCCACGUAGAGCAUAUGCAGAGUUUGCCAGAAGAUCCUUUAGAAGCAUCUAAGGAAGAAGAGGACUUAAAUGAUUCUUCUGAAGAGCUUUAUACAACCAUAAAAAUAAUGGCUUCUGGAAUAAAGACAAAAGAUCCAGAUGUCCGAUUGGGUCUCAAUCAACAUUACCCAAGCUUUAAACCACCUCCAUUUCAGUACCAUCACCGAAACCCCAUGGGUAUUGGUGUGACAGCCACAAAUUUCACUACCCAUAAUAUUCCACAGACUUUUACUACUGCCAUUCGCUGCACUAAGUGUGGAAAAGGUGUGGACAACAUGCCAGAAUUACACAAACACAUCCUGGCGUGUGCUUCUGCUAGUGAUAAGAAGAGGUACACCCCUAAGAAAAACCCUGUACCAUUGAAACAAACUGUGCAACCCAAAAAUGGUGUGGUGGUUUUAGAUAACUCUGGGAAAAACGCCUUCCGGCGGAUGGGGCAACCCAAGAGACUGAACUUUAGUGUCGAGCUCACCAAAAUGUCAUCAAAUAAGCUCAAAUUAAAUGCAUUGAAGAAAAAAAAUCAGCUUGUACAGAAGGCAAUCCUUCAAAAAAACAAAUCUGCAAAGCAGAAGGCGGACUUAAAAAAUGCUUCUUCGACAUCCUCGCACAUCUGCCCUUACUGCAAUAGAGAGUUCACGUACAUCGGCAGUCUGAAUAAACAUGCCGCCUUCAGCUGUCCCCAAAAACCUCUGUCUCCUUCCAAAAAAAAAGUUGCUCAUUCAUCCAAGAAAGGUGGACACUCCUCGUCUGCAAGUAGUGACAAAAACAAUAGCAACAGCCACCGAAGGAGGACUGCAGAUGCAGAAAUUAAAAUGCAGAGCAUGCAGGCUCCUUUGGGCAAGACCAGAGCCCGAAGCUCAGGCCCCACACAAGUCCCACUGCCUUCCUCAUCCUUCAGGUCCAAGCAGAAUGUUAAAUUUGCAGCUUCGGUUAAGUCCAAAAAGCCAAGCUCCUCCCUAAGGAACUCAAGCCCAAUAAGGAUGGCCAAAAUAACUCACGUUGAGGGGAAAAAGCCCAAAGCUGUGGCCAAGAAUCAUUCAGCUCAGCUCUCAAGCAAGACAUCACGGAGUCUGCACGUGAGGGUGCAGAAAAGCAAAGCUGUCUUACAAAGCAAAUCCACUUUGGCCAGUAAGAAAAGAACAGACCGGUUCAAUGUAAAAUCUAGAGAGCGGAGUGGGGGGCCAAUCACCCGAAGCUUACAGUUGGCAGCUGCUACCGACUCAAGUGAGAACAGGAGGGAGGAUGGCAAUGGCAGGCAAGAGCUGAAGGACUUCAGCUACAGUCUCCGCCUGGCAUCCCGCUGCGCUCCCACCGCCCCGUACAUCACCAGGCAGUGUCGGAACAUCAAGGCCACGGCCGCAGCCCAGUUCCAGGGACCCCUCUUCAAAGAGUAGACCCUUCACCUGUUCCCCGACAGCACCUGAAGUGACCUGGAAUCAGUGAAGCCAAAGGGACUGGCCUUCUGCCCCGCCGGCAGCAUUGACCAAUCCCGGUUCUCUGAGCCUGUGAGAGCAAGGGAGGGAGCCUGUGUGCCAGCGCGCCUGCGUGCGGUCUCCAAAAGAGGCUCCCAGACCCAGGGAGGCCUGAAGGCAGCUUCUGCUACACCGUGAAAGAGUCAGGUGUAGCCCCCAGGACCUUGCAUUCUGCAGCUAAGCCUUGGGGGUGGGGGGACCUCCUACUAUGCAAUUUUUUCAAGAGCUCCUUGAUCCUGCUUUUUGCUUCUUGGGUUGUCUUUUGUUAUUGUGGGGACUCUGGUUGGGCUUGGGGUGGGAGGGGCGUCAGUUCAAGUCCUGUCCUUCCAGAGGAGGCCAGGUGUGCCCGCUGCUCUCCCCUUCCCCACUCCUUCCCCGGCCUCCACCAUCUCUGGGAAUCAACAGAUACGUGGAACCCGCCUGCUGUCCUCCUUGACUCCAGCUCUUGGAACACCCUCUUCUCUGGCCCGAGCAAUCUGAGCUGCUGGCUUUUGAGUCAUUUCUAGGUUUGAAAUUCUAGUCAGUCUGGGUGCAGCUGGAAGAAGGUCCCCCCUCCCCCCACCCUCUUUACAGAACCAGGGGUGCCUUUCCUGGGAAAGGUGCAGAAAGGGAAGACCAGUGGGGGUGGGGACAUCAUAUCACAUAUAUUUGUCUUUGCUUCACUUGCUGGGACCAUCAACACCUUUAGGAUUUGAGUUUUUCAAAUCAGCUGAAAAGGGAAACACAAUUACCGAGAAAAGAAAAAUAAGUUGGAGAUUCAAAGCAGAGAGGGAUGGGUGAAGAGAUUGCUGGGGGCCCUCAAUCAUUUGACAGACACCAGAGUUGAUUGUGGGGGACCAGGAGAGGCAGGUCCCUGCUUUUGGCGGAAGCGUCCAUGUCUCGGAGAAACGGGUGAGUGUAUCCAUGAGUUUGGACCCAGUUCAGCUACAGGCUUGGGCUUUGUGCCUUUGGGGCAGACCCCAGACAGGGAAGUCUGAGACCACUUUGGCGCCAUUUCCUUAGCUCUGUUUUCAAUAGUGACAUUGGAAUCUGAAGUGGAAGGAGGGACCUUUGAGAAGUCUUGAGUGGUUACACACACAAAAAGGGAUUUUUUAUUUUCAGGGCUACUAUGGUUGAUCUUGCAACUCUGUAAAUAUGUAUGUAGACACUUGUAAAAGCACGUAUUUAUGUCCCUGAUUGUAAAUGCCCCGUUUUUAAAAGUUUUAUAACUUGUGUUAUUUAAUUAGUCCGUCGAUUGGCUGCAGUGUAGGGUCUGAUAAAGUCCAGGACAAAGGUCUCUCUCGACCCUCACAUGGGCAGAAGAACGCUGAACGCUGGCCCACGUCACGAUCUUCCUGUUUCACACCCAGCUACAAACCACUUUCUUCAAUUUUCACAAAAUGGAACUCUGUUGCCUGCUCCUUAGAGUGAACCCCUCCAGGCAUGACAAACUCAGGCUGUUUCUUCCCCUCCUGAUGAUAUAACUGUCCCAUAAAUGUCAACACUCAUGAACUGUACUCAAGACUCCCAGUUCUGGAGGGUCCCCCUCCCUCUUCUGCAACAAGGAAAGUUCAUGAAGCCAAAGCUUCAGAAGUCAACUUCAACCAAGAAGAAAUUCUAGAAAGCGUGAGGCAGUACUGGGGAGGGGAGGGGACUUAUCAUCAUCAUCAUCAUCAUUAUUAUUAUUAUUAUUAUUAUUUUGCAUGUGCAAACGUGCUCGUCAGACUUUUAAUACUCUCAGACUCUCAGGAGAACAGCUACAAGUGUUCCAAUCAGGAGAAAGGGGUGACUUGCAGAAGAGAGGUGUCCCGGAUCAGCAGGGUUCCUCCAGCGUGGGUCUGGAUUGUGGAAGAGGAUGGUUCUGUACCUGCUAUGUGAAGAAAAUUAACAAUAAAAGUGUGAAGCGUAA